Molecule: messenger RNA, 1656 nt
Organism: Lodderomyces elongisporus
Lineage: Eukaryota; Fungi; Ascomycota; Pichiomycetes; Serinales; Debaryomycetaceae
Gene: AIM14
Product: putative metalloreductase
Exons: 1
Coding region: 1-1656 (551 amino acids)
Biological process (GO): superoxide anion generation; defense response
Cellular component (GO): plasma membrane; NADPH oxidase complex
Molecular function (GO): superoxide-generating NAD(P)H oxidase activity
Source: RefSeq, a predicted model, not a curated record
AUGACAGAAGUACAGCCGAGGCACGGAGGCGAACAUCACUAUGUCAAUGUCAAGUAUGGCUACAUCGUCUUUGGAAUCACUAUUGUGCAAAUUGCAUACCUCAUCAUUUUCAAGUUUGUUUAUAUUCAACAAUGGAAACGAUCGGGAUUAUACAAUGGUAAACUCUCGUUCCUCGCAAACCCACCAACAUGGUUAAUCAUACUAAUAUGGUCAGUGAUUAUAGUUAUUCUUGGACAAAGCCAUAUCAGUGAAUUUCUGGAAAAUUACACCACCGUAGCAAAACGACUAGGGAGAUUGGCAUAUGCAUUGAUUCCAUUGAAUAUCUACCUUAUUCUCAGGUUCCCCAACGCAUUCAAUUGGAAUUGCGGAUACUAUUUGCAAAACUUAAACUUGCACAAGUGGUUAUCGAGACUCAUAUUCAUCCUUUCCCUUGUACACGCGGCAGGGUUCACUUAUAAAUGGAUACACCAGGGAACAUUGGUGAAGUUUGUAAAGUUUUGGAACUUUUUGGGUAUUGUGGUGCUCGUACCCUUUAUCAUAUUAAUUCCACUCUCAAUUAGAUUGAUGAGGAGGAAAUGGUACUCGGGUUUUUACAUCACUCACAAUAUUACAGCAUGGCUUAUGGUUGUUUUAAUCACACUCCAUGCAAGACCCGGUGUCUUGUUCUUUGCAAUUACUAGCUUGGUGUUGCUAGCUAUGCAAUUGUACUUGAGAUUUGUUGCAGCAUACAAAAUCAACUCAGAAGGUUCACUUAAAAUAAUCAAUGUUCCAUCAUCGAGUUUGCAAAUUGUCAAAAUCCCUUUGCCAACACAGAAUUUCCCAGUAUGGUCACCUGGAAGUCAUAUAAGAAUCAAUUAUUCGUAUGCAAACAUCAAAAGCUGGAUAGGACCAACACACCCUUUUACUUUAUCCUCGACUUAUGAAGACCAAAACAAGUUUUUAUUGUUGAUCAUGAGAAAAACAGCAAAUUUCCAAUUUAAACCAGAAAAAACAUAUUUGCUUACUGGUCCAUACCCGGCACUUCCAGCACCCUUUUUCAGUACCCUGCAGGUGGUGAAUAUAUUAUGCGGUGGCUCAGGCAUAUCUUUCGGGUUACCACUUUUCCAAUACUUUAAAUCCACAUCACCAAACACCGUAAUAAAUUUAGUUUGGUCAGUGCGAAACAAGGCAGAUUUAUUUAUUCGAAACAGCGUGGACUUGACAGAUGUUCAAGUUUACGUCACAUCGACCAUAGAUGAAGGCGAAACUGAUGAAAAUGUCAACUCGACGCAGUUUGUAGUGGAAGACGAACACGAUGAAGAGAAUUAUGGAUUGCUCAAUAAUGAUAAUAACGAUAAUAAUAAUAAUGAAGAAGAAGUAGUAGAAGAAGAACAACAGCAAGAAGGAAUAGAGUUGCACACAUUACACAAACAGUCCAGUGGCACUGAUGCAUCAACUACAAGUAAGGAAGGUACGAAGCUGCUUAAAGUUGGCGAGAAUUACUGGCUUGGAAGACCGAAAUUAGAUGAAGUGUUUGCACUUCACAAUCCUACAUUGACACAUGAUCCAAAAUGCAGUUGGGUAGUUGCGUGUGGUCCAGAUGGGCUUAUAAAGGAUGCUAAAACGUGGGCCAAAGACCACAAUUACCAAUUCUUUUCUGAAAAGUAUGAAAUGUAG